Mycena indigotica is the source of this 957-nucleotide messenger RNA. RefSeq lists its product as uncharacterized. The transcript is spliced from 5 exons. The coding region runs from base 1 to 957 and encodes 318 amino acids. Lineage: Eukaryota; Fungi; Basidiomycota; Agaricomycetes; Agaricales; Mycenaceae. The record is from RefSeq and is a predicted model, not a curated record.
AUGGAGGAUGAAGAGGAAGUUUUGGAUACUGGUACUGACGGGCCUCCCAUAGAACCCAUGGAGAUUGAUCAGUCGUACUCCGAUCCUGCACUCAAGGACUUUACUCCUAAACUCAAGGCUUACUUGCGACGUCAACUUCUCGCCCUUGACGAUGAUGUUCAGCUCACUAAGGAGGAUUUGCUCAAUGUGAUUGUCGAGAAAGAUUUGCUUUACACUCAUGCAACCAUGAAGGUCAACUACACAACGUACGAUGAUUCAAUCGAUCCUCACUGUUACUGGUAUGGCGAAAUUUUGGGCAUAUUCCAUGUCUAUGCGUUACUGGCAGACCACCCUAGUAAAGCAAAGCGCAUGGAAUUCCUUUGGGUUCGAUGGUUCCGACGCGAUAUGACCUACACCUGCGGACUCAAAGCAAAACGCUUCCCGCGCCUUGGCUACAUGCCGCAUGAGGAUCCCGAUGCUUUCGGUUUUCUCGAUCCUCAAGAUAUUGUGCGGGGCAGUCAUUUGAUACCUGCUUUUCGCCACGGACGAACAACGGAGUAUCUUCCCAAGUCUGUGGCUCGACCCGAAUCUAGCAGAAACGAAGACUGGCGAUUCUAUUAUGUCAAUAUGGUGGUCGAUCGCGACAUGCUUAUGCGGUACCAUGACAAUGUCAUUGGCCAUCACAAGAUUACGCCUCUCCAACUGUCGGACGACAGUCUUUCCACAAUCGACAACAACCUUGCGGUCUCAUCUGAUCAGACACUGUUGAGCGAAGCAGUGGAUGACCCGUCCUCAAUAGAGGAUACUACUAUGCCCUUGAUGCAGGUUGACGGGGAUAACAGCGAUUCAGAGGAGGAGGAUGCUGAUUGGCGUGGAGACGCGAUAUUUGAACAGGACAACGAAGAGGCUGAUCAUGAAGAUGAACCGUUGUAUGGAGGUGAUGCGGCAGUUAUCAAUCACCUUGGUCUAGCCGAAUAG